GAGGUCCACAACGCGGCUGAAUGUGACCUGGCUGUCACACAGUCUUCAGACAGAGUUCGAUUCGGAUCGCCAUCGUCCUCGUCCUGGUCGGGGUCCUGGUGUGGUCGUCGUCCUGCCGUCGGUCUCGUGGUCCAGCUCUGUCUGAAUGUUGUCGUCCCCACAUUAUAAGUUUUUAAUUGGUUUAUUCAAAGUUUUUGCUUCCGUUUCUGGUUUUAUUUUUUUCGGGGCGUGUGUUGCUCAGAAAAUCGUAUCGCGUAGUGCAUAAUAAUCAAGCUAUAUCUGUUAUCUGUGUACCUUAUUUGUGAUAUCCUAACCAACAACAACAAAAUAUAUUACUUAACAAAUUUUGUUGCCUAAUACGAGAAAUAUUUUAAGCCAUAAUAACUAACAACAAGUGUGCUACGAUUCAACGGAAAGACGCUUACAUAAUCGGGCAAAACGUCGAAAUGGAUUACGUAACACUUUGGCAGCAUGCACUGUGAAUGAAAAUGUAACAACUUACCGGCGGCAAAAGUAACGAAGGACAAGCUAAAAAUCAAAAUUAGAUGGCGGCCAACUGAAGAGACCCCGCUGAGCGAAACGAACCAACCCGAAAAUAGAGCCAUCAAAUUUGUGCCGGCUUCACGGAAAUUAACCGCCGCCGAUUCGCCACGCUUAUAUACACGGCAAUCCGCCGUGAAGUUGGCAACAAAAAUCCGAAUAUAUUUAUGCGCACAAGUGAUAACAGCGGAAAAGCCAUCGAAGCACGACAGACGCUGACUUAGGCGGCGGACUCAGCGAUCCAGAUCCCGAGGGGCGGACGAGUUCAGGGAGAAACACCCGGCGAGGAGAAGGUUCUAGGACAGCAGCAGCAUGAAGGGUUUGACGGCGUUUAAGGAGAAGGCCACGGGCGUGUUUGGCGGCCUAAAACCGACCAUGGAGAAGUUCGAGAUCUCGCAGAGCUACCAUGGCGGUCACGGCGGCUAUGAGGAGAUGGAGGGGGGCGAGCGGGAAGGCCGUGGUCCAGGGGGCGGUCACGCCUACGAUGACGACGACGACCGGCCGGACUCGCCCGCCUCCUUCGAGGAGAUCGAACGGCCGCCGCUGCGGAAGAUCGACAAGUACUGCAAGGCGGAGUGUCCUUGUAUGCCGGCCCGGUACACCAUCGCCACCAUGGCCUGUGUGGGCUUCAUGAUUGCCUUUGGAAUGCGUUGCAAUAUGUCGGCUGCAAAGCUCAAAGGAGAGCAUAAUGGAACCGUGUUUAUGAACUGGACCGUUGCCGUGGAGAGCCAUGUGGACUCGUCCUUCUUCUGGGGCUAUCUGGUGACGCAGAUUCCAGGCGGCUUCAUUGCCUCCAAGUUCCCGGCCAACAAGAUAUUCGGCCUGUCCAUCGUCAGCUCCGCCACGUUGCAUCUGUUCGUGCCGUUCGCCAUGACGCUGAUGCACGGUCAUGUGGUGAUUUGUGUGCGCGUGCUGCAAGGACUCUUCGAGGGCGUUACGUAUCCGGCUUGCCAUGGCAUCUGGCGCUUCUGGGCACCGCCCAUGGAACGUUCCCGACUAGCCACCUUGGCCUUUUCCGGCUCCUACGCCGGCGUGGUGGUGGGACUGCCCCUCUCCGGACUCCUGGCGGAUGCCGUCGGCUAUCAGGCGCCAUUCUAUGCCUACGGAGUGUUUGGCAUCAUUUGGUAUAUGUUCUGGAUUUGGUUGUGCUUCGAGAACCCGCGCAAGCAUCCGGCAAUUAGCAUUCCCGAGCUCAAGUACAUUGAGAAGUCGCUGGGAGAGUCCGCUCAUCCCACGAUGCCGUCACUGAAGACAACACCCUGGCGGGAGAUGAUGCGUUCCAUGCCGGUGUACGCCAUCAUUGUGGCCAACUUCUGCCGUUCCUGGAACUUCUAUCUGCUAGUGCUAUUCCAGUCAUCGUUCCUCAAGCACAAGUUCGGCUUCAAGGUGGAGGAGGCCGGCUUCGUGGGGUCGCUGCCCCAUUUGAUAAUGACGACGAUAGUGCCCUUCGGUGGCAUGCUGGCGGAUCAUCUACGCAAGAACGGAAUCCUCUCCACUACGAAUGUGAGGAAGUUGUUCAACUGCGGCGGCUUUGGCAUGGAGGGUCUGUUUUUCCUUUUUGUGGCACAUUCCUCAACGGCGACGGGUGCAAUGUUUGCCCUGACCUGUGGCGUGGCCUUCAGUGGCUUUGCCAUUUCCGGCUACAACGUCAAUCACCUGGAUAUUGCUCCUCGGUAUGCCAGUAUUUUGAUGGGUCUCUCUAACGGCAUUGGCACCUUGGCUGGAAUCAUAGUUCCCUACGCUCUAGAUGGUCUUAUCCAAGCUAAUCCCACCGGCUGCUGGACCACCGUCUUCACCUUGGCCGCCUGUGUUCAUUUGAUUGGCUGCACUUUCUACGGAAUCUUUGCUUCCGGAGAGUUGCAGCCUUGGGCGGAGCCGCCUCCGGAGGAGCAACAGGUGUGGGCACCACCGGCGGGAGCCAUUACCAACACCGAUCCCAGCCAGGCUGGCAUGGUGGGCAACUACAUGAAGGAGACUUCAUUUGGGGCACCCGAGUACAAUGAACAGAGCCAAAUGCAGCAACCGGGUGCCAUUAGCUAUGGCGCCACUGGACACGUGGCCAACAAUCCCUUCGCCAUGGCCGCCGCCAGUGCUCCGAUGGUCGAGCAGGAUGCCCCGCCGUCGUACGGGGAGGUGGCCAACACGUAUGGCUACACGCAAGGACAACAGCCGCAGGCGGGUCAGAUGCCGUCCUACGAUCCGCAAUCCUACCAGCAGCAACAACAACAGCAGUAAUGGGUCAUAAAUACAUAUAUCAUAGCUUUUAGUUGUAGUUGAAAUUGUUUGACGUUUAUUGUUUGUUCUUGGUGUGUCGUUAAAGUUCACCUCCUCGUUCACUCUCACCCACCCAUGCACCCUUCCCUCCUACAGGUCCACUCUCUCUCUAUAGCUGAAAGGAUACUAUGACCUUUUCAUAAAAAUAGAUAAAACCAUAACUGAAACAAAAGAGUAUAAUGCUCUAUCGAAUUUUCAGCGAAGAAACUCAACACGCCACACUAACACAAUGAAACUAUGUACCUAACAGAGAAACUACAUAUGUAUCCGCAUGUUAGUCCGCAUUUAGCACACACACACCCACACACAUACAGAUAGAGAAACUGGCCUAAAUCAUAUACUAAUCAUUUAAGCCAUGGCUAAUGCGAAUUUCUAUUUACAAGCUCAAAUAAAUAAAACAAAUUGCAAAGCAAUAGGAAGAUCACAAGAAAGGGAAUUAACUGGAAUAUGAAAUAAUUGUAUAUCACAAACCACAUAAUCCAGAUACGCACCACGUUUCCAAAAUGAAAACUAUAAUUAUAUUUGAAUCAACAUAUACUCGUACGUAUAUAAAAUAUAUACCGAAAUAUACAUACACAUAUAUAUAAAUAUAUAUAUUUAGCUAACUAAUAAUAAUUGUUGUUAACUAUUAACUACGAAGUGGCCAGUGGCCAGUGGCCAGGAAGGGCAAACUGUUUUAUUACCGUUGACGAUAUUAUAUCCUUUGCGCAAGGAUCGGCCGCAACUGGCUGAUAUUUCCGAGCGAGAGAACAUUUUAAUCAAAUCUAAGCAAUUGUUGAUGUUCGGCACGAAUGAUAACCAUAAAAGCGAAACUAGCUAAUCGAGUAUACCUAAAAGUAUUCUACAAAUAACUUAUCUUCAGUUAAACGACGAAAGCAUUAAGGCAGAAAUCAAUACAAUAGGUAGAUAGUGGUAGGAGCCUAUAACCUCAGACUUGGUCUUCAUACGAAACAGGAUUCACUUUAUAACUCUACUUCCCCUUAAUCCUAUUUUCAGUUACAGGGUUUGAAAUUUUCCAUAUUAUAAUUUCCAAAAUGUGAAUCCAAUAAAUAACUAAAUAUUAUAUUACCAAUUAAAAGUAUUUAAAGUACUUAGUGGAUUGUAUUGUACAUAAAUUUAGCAAAUUUGUAGUUAAACUUUUUCAGUUUUUAUUUCAGUUAUGCACUAAAAUUCAGUUUAAGAGCACAAAUUUCACUUUUAAAUCGCACCCUUGACUCUUAUUUCGUUUAAUUUUAUAAAAUGCACUAUUAACUAUUAUUUUUUUAGUUUUCUCCACAAUAUGCAUUACAUUACUGCCAAAUAUGAACUUUAUAGUGUUCUUUUGAACAUAAAACUCUUCAAACUUAUUUGUAUCGUGUGUACAUUAUCCUAAAAGUAUUAAACUAGAUAAAAUUAUGAAUAACUACUUAAAGAUAACUCAAAUUAUUCACAAUUAAAUCACUAUGUAUUAAAAGUGUGAAAAUUUUCUAACUAAAAGAGUCAAUUCUUACCCGUAAUUUGUACAGAGCAGCGAAUAAAUACUCAAACAAAUAUUCAUACUCAUAGCUACUUUAAAAUAGCGCUUAUAUAUUCAAAUUUUAACAGAUGGUAUCGUAGGCGGAGAUCCCUUGGAAAAGCCUUCCAGUUGCAUUUUCCCUAUGAUACAUGUUAGCAAUAAUACUGCUUGUGAAAGCGACAAUACCUAAUUAUUAAGCUUAGUUAAUAAAAACUAUAUAUACUUAAUUAAUGUUUAUUUACAUUCAAGUCAUAUUGUUUCGAUUAUAGGCGAAAGUUUUGAGAGCUUCUAGAGAGCUGUAGAAGCAGAAUUAUGUAUUUGGGCCACGGGGCGUAUGUGUAAUAUUAGUCUAGUUCAAACUCCAUUCUGUACAUAAGGUCAUAGCAACUACUUAUCUAUAUGUGUACUUUUAAAAUCGAAAGGAUGUUUAGAGUUGAUUUCCGUUUUCGUUUUUGAGAGAUACUCGAAGCUCUCGGGGCUGUGUGGACAAUAAUAACAUUAGAUAUGUUAACCCAAAAGCCACGGUUAAAACACUUGCUUGCUAAUAUAUUAUAUAAUACUCUCACACUAUUUACCAUAAAAGGAAAGUUUGUAAAUAAGAAUAUAUUUAUGUAACUCGUAGCCGAAUGCCAUCAGUAAAUGCUUUUGUGAGUAACUUAAGUGUACAUAAAGUGAAACAAAAAUGAAAUGAAAGCCAACCACUAUAUGAGCAUAAUAAAGUUAAACUAUAAACGACAACUACUCCCAAUCUAGCGUAUUUUAGCCGAACUAUAAUAAUGUUAACAACGCCGAGCAAGAGCAAGCCAUUCAAAUAACAGCAUAUACUUUCAUUGAAACAGAAUAUUAGGCGCACAAGUACAUUAUACACCGGACAAAUAUACACAACCCGUAUGAAUAAGAUAUAUGCGUUCGAUCCAUUCAACCCAAUGUCUUCGGCCAGCCGUAGGGAUAUACUUUACCCGUAAUAUAUACAAAAUUAAUCGUUUAAACUUUAAACUGUGUAAAUAUUUAGAAACAAAAUACAUUCUUUGUGUUUACCGAGAGAGUACUGUAUACAAAUUAUUAAAUAUUAAAUCAAAAUUAAAUAUAUGAGGUCCCUUUUCUGGCAACACCCGCCCAUGUUGUAUAAUUUGAAUGGUAGUUAACCUUAAUUAUAAUAUAUACGUAUAUAUUUCAGUGUGCUCAUUACAAAACCAAAAAUAUACUCGGAAAAAACAAAUACGAAAGACUCCAGUUCAAUAGACAGCAAUUUAUUUACCGAUAUACAUAAUUAACUAUUUAAUUGGCAAUAAAUAAAAAUCAUAUUCGUUGAAAAAUUUGGAAGAUGAUGUUACUUACAAGGGUUCUAUUCCCGAAAUGCCUAUAAAAAAUCCCAUAUUUAAAGAACAUGAAAAGCAGCAACAAAAUUAUAACUAAACAAAUGUAUUUGGAAUUCAAUAAAACGAACAUGUUAAAAAUUAA
Molecule: messenger RNA, 5770 nt
Organism: Drosophila ananassae
Lineage: Eukaryota; Metazoa; Arthropoda; Insecta; Diptera; Drosophilidae
Gene: VGlut
Product: vesicular glutamate transporter 1
Exons: 9
Coding region: 853-2775 (640 amino acids)
Biological process (GO): synaptic transmission, glutamatergic; regulation of synapse structure or activity; monoatomic anion transport
Cellular component (GO): synaptic vesicle membrane; excitatory synapse
Molecular function (GO): L-glutamate transmembrane transporter activity; neurotransmitter transmembrane transporter activity
Source: RefSeq, a predicted model, not a curated record